GUUUAAUUCAUUUGUCUUAUACCUACCUAGGUAGGUAGUAUUACCGAGUUCAUACCUCAAACAUCAAACCAAUUUGUCUCGUUAAACGGAUCGAAAACUAGAUCGAGCAAACGACACUCCGAGUCAGACUCUCCAGUAAAAGCAUCCGAAUACUUUGGUCCAAAAAAGAACAUCCACCUCUGUGCAACGGCGACUGCAACCUACAACCUAAAACCGACAUCCUUCCACUCCUCCGCAGCAGUCCAAGGCCAUCCAGCGCAUCAAACACUGCAACAUCCAAUUCGAAAUAAAUGGCCUCCGGCACGAUCCCCGUCCCCAAGCCGGGCGAGGGGGAACCGAUUGUGUUUUUCGACAUCACGCUUGGUGGUGAACCACUGGGCCGGAUCAAAAUGCACUUGUUUGCCAACACGGUGCCCAAAACGGCCGAGAAUUUCCGCCAGUUUUGCACCGGCGAGCAUAAAGUCGCUGGUCGGCCGCAGGGGUACAAGGGGAGCAAGUUCCAUCGAGUGAUCAAAAACUUCAUGAUCCAAGGCGGCGACUUUCUCCACUCCGACGGCACCGGCAGCACAAGCAUCUACCACAACGCCGCGUUCCCCGACGAAUCCUUCCAGCACAAACACACCUCGGCCGGUCUGUUGUCCAUGGCCAAUUCCGGCCCCAACACCAACGGAUGCCAGUUUUUCAUCACCUGUGCCCCGACCCCGCAUCUGGACAAUAAACACGUCGUUUUUGGUCAGGUCGCCGACGACGAGAGCAUGAAAGUCGUCCGGAUGAUUGAAAACACUAGAACCGCUGGGCCCGGUGGGAGGGGCCAGGGCGAGAGGCCUGUCUUGGACGUGCGGAUUGCAGAGUGUGGUGAAUUGUGAUAGACCAAAAAAUCGGUUCCCAGCUUCGUCCUCGCAUGUCAUUACAGUAUCAUUAUUUGUAUGCUCCAUCUACUAGUACUGUAGGUUCAACGAUGGAAAACCUGCAAAGCUGGGCCUGAGGCGGACUUUGCACUGUUACUACCUAGGUACCUUAUGGAAGAAAGCUUACACUCUUAGUAACUGUACAUUAUUGUACACUGCUCGGAACAGGCGAGCAAAAGCUGGCAAUGGCAUUUAUGCCAGAAAAACAAUCACGUGCUUGUUUUUAUUCAGCUUUGAUAGAUAACUAGAAGUGCUCGAGAUGCUUUUGCUUGUCGGCCAAAAAGAAGUGCUGGGUAAUCAAGCUUUGAAUUGCGCAGACA
Molecule: messenger RNA, 1228 nt
Organism: Exophiala dermatitidis NIH/UT8656
Lineage: Eukaryota; Fungi; Ascomycota; Eurotiomycetes; Chaetothyriales; Herpotrichiellaceae
Product: peptidyl-prolyl cis-trans isomerase H
Exons: 3
Coding region: 291-866 (191 amino acids)
Biological process (GO): protein peptidyl-prolyl isomerization; protein folding
Cellular component (GO): intracellular membrane-bounded organelle
Molecular function (GO): peptidyl-prolyl cis-trans isomerase activity
Source: RefSeq, a predicted model, not a curated record